AUGGCAUCACCAGCGACAAAGCGAAUUCUAUCAGCGAAAAAGCCUUUAGUACCUCCUAAGAAAUUCAUGGGAAGUGAUCCAGCCUCCCAGAGCCCUAUACCUAGCCAGGAAGCAUCAGAGAUCAAGCCUGCAAACCAGGCGAAACCCAUCAACAAGCUCUCGACACCAACCACACUCAAGAAGAACAUUCGAAAGUUGCCAAAAAGAUCGAGAACUGAGGAAUUGUCUCCAAUCUCCCAAGAGAAAAAGGUGUCGCAAACCAAAAUUCCGAAUGUCGACACAACUGGGACACCAGAUGAGGAAAAUGCAGUCAACUUGGAAUAUGAGGAGCCACUGCCAAUAAGAGAGACCACCGAAGAGCAUGAAGAGGCGGUUGGAGCCCCAGAAGACACACAACAGGUGGCAGAAAUUCCCUCUAAAGAGCAGAGAAAAUCUGAAAUGAAAAAAAGUGAUUCCGCCUCUGGGUCGGGUGGUGGCUCAUUAUUCCAGCGAGGGAAGAAUGCAGCCUCGCGUAUUUCGGACUUUACAGGCACCGUCAGAGAUCUCAGCAAUCGGGCCACAGCUGAGGAAUCCCGGGGCAGUUUCGACAACAUUCAGGAUAACAUUCGAGGUGUCACCAAAAAUUUCAAGCCUGACGAAGGGGGUGUUGCCAGCAAACUCGCGGAGAAGAUUCCCAGCCUCCCCACAGAUUUGUCUGAGUUGAGGGGGCUUGAGGUUAACGAGAAGGGACAGAUCCUUGACGAUGAUGGCAAUGCAGUUGGAACACUCGUCGAGGGCGAACCCAGCGACCUUGCUGGCCAGGUGGUUGGGGAAGGUGGUGAGAUUUUAGAUGAGGAUGGCGAUCUGAUUGGCCGAGUUGAGCUUCUCAGCGAUGAGACUGCAAAGCAGGCCAAUGCAGUAGAAGAAGCGGUUGACACAGAUAAUGUCCCCAGCUUGCAGGACCUCGCAAAUCUGCCACUCGCAGAGGACGGCUCAGUCAAAGACCAGGACGGUCGAGUAUUGGGGCGCCUUGUUGAAGGUGACCCUGAUGAUUUGGUGGGCCGAACUGUUAAUGAGAAUGGCGAAAUUCUCGAUGAAGAUGGAGACUUGAUUGGGCGAGUUGAGCCUAUCUCCCCAAAGCAAAUCGAAGAGUCGGCCGGUGAAACCGAGCCCACUGGUGGCGCGUUACUUCCAGGGAUUGCCAUUCUUCGGGGCAGAGAAAUCAACAGAAAUGGCAAGAUUCUGAAUGCUGAGGGCGAGGAAAUAGGCCAAGUCGUCGAAGGUCAAGAUCCCAGGCACCUGUCAGGAAAGGUCCCAAACGAACAGGGUCAAGUGAUGGACAUCAACGGAGAGGAGAUUGGACAGGUUGAACCAGUGCCAGGCGAGGCUGCAAAUAUUGCGAUGCAAGAACUCGAAGACAAAAAGGCUGCUGUCGAUAAGCAAAAGGGCUUCACAGAUGCCAACAAAUCACCCGAAAUCUCCCAGGAAUUACCUGACAUAUCCACGCUAGAAGGCCUGAAAUGCAACAAGUUCGGAUACAUUAUUGGCGAGGAUGGUGUGCCAGUUGGUGAACUUAUUGAGGGCAAUCCCAAAGAGAUAUCCAAGGGAGAAUUCCAGCUCGAUGAUCGUGGUCAAUUCUGGGACAACAGAGGAAAUAUCUUGGGCGUAGCACAAACAAUCCCAAUUGAAGAGGAGGACCAGCGCCCUUUCGCAGGGUUUGAAGAUCUUGUCGUGGUCAAAGAUGGCUGGGUCGAAGACACAAAUGGGGCCCGAGUAGGCCAGGUUGUUGAUGGUGAGAUCAAGAAGCUCGUUGGUCGGGCUGUUGAUGACGAUGGAGAUAUUUUGGAUAAGAGAGGCAAUCUCAUUGGACACGCUGAGCCCUGGGAAGAGCCGGAGCCAGAGCCAGAAGAGGUCGAUUUCUCUUUCUUGGAAGGUCUCUCGCCUAAUAAGCUGGGCCUUGUUAUUGGACCAGACGGCGCGUUGGUCGGCCGUGUAACAGAGGGGGACUUGAAAAAGGUUGCUGGUAGGACCAUCGAUCACGAAGGCCAGCUGUGGGGCGAUGAUGGCGAGGUUAUUGGACGGGUUGAGCUGGUCCCGGAAGAGGAGCGUGAGGUGCCAGCUCCUUUUAGCGACCUGGGUGAUCUGGUGGUCAGACAAGAUGGGCUUGUUGAAACUGAGAAAGGCGUCGUUGUUGGCAGGAUCAUUGACGGAGAUCCCAAAGAAUUACGAGGUAAAGCUGUGGAUGAUGAUGGAGACAUCAUGGAUAAGCGUGGCAAUGUGAUAGGACGUGCUGAGCCAUACACUCCAUCCGAACACUCUGAAGAACCAGAAGAAGACCUGUCCGAACUUGAAGGGAUGACAGUCAACAAGUUUGGAAACGUCGUUGACGAAACUGGCGCUGUGUUCGGGCGGCUUAUUUCAGGAAAUCCUAAAAAGCUGAAUGGCAAGAAGGUGGACGGAGAAGGUCAGAUCUGGAGUACUGAUGGGAAAGUGCUGGGCAAUGUUGAACUUAUCCCUGCUACCGAGCGAGAGCAAUCUGAAGGGGUGUUUUAUGGGCUCGAUCACUUGACUGCAACAAAGGAUGGAUAUGUGAUCACUCCAGAAAGGGAAGUGGUCGGUAGGCUGAUCGACGGGGAGCCAACAAGACUUGUUGGUCGUGCCGUCGAUGAAGAUGUUACUCUGAUCAGUAUGCCCAACCGACAAAACGGGGUUGUGAAAUGGUUCAAUGACGAAAAGGGCUAUGGCUUCAUUACUCCUCAGUCAGGCGAUGAUUUGUUCGUGUCGUUCAAGGCAAUUCAAGCGGACGGAUUCAAAACCUUGAAGGAAGGCCAGGCAGUGACAUUUGUUGCCGCACGCGGGCAAAAAGGCAUGCUGGCGGAAGAGGUACAAAUAGCUGGCUAUAUCGUUGACAACGAUGGAAAUCAAAUUGGCGAGUGCACGCUGGAGGAGAACGUGCCAGAUGUCGAGCCCGAGCCCGAAAUAUCACACGAGGAAGCUGAGCAACAGGCCAAAGAGGAACAUAACCGAGAUUUAGCGAAGAAGAUCUCGGCCGUUAUCCAGCAAACACUUGAAUCGGUGGAGCCGCUCUGUAAACAGAUCACAGAGCAUCUUGAAAGAGCCGAUCGUACGCCGCGAGAGGAGUUGGAUGAAGAGAAACUAGUCCAGACCGUGAAACCUCUAAUUGAGGAUGCUGGAAACUUGCUACAGGAGUGUAAAAGCACUAUCAGGGCGCUCGAUCCCGAUGGGGCCAUCGCUGCAUCUGCAAAAGCCCACAGUGCUUCUCACGAGGCAACACCGGAAGAAUAUCAGCUAGCAGAUCUUUUGAAACAACUGACUCAGACCGUGACGACUACCAUUGACAAUGGCCGUCAGAGAAUCGCAGAUAUGCCCCAUGCGAAGAAGAAACUCAAUCCGCUGUGGACAUUGCUAUCCGAACCACUUUUCCAAAUUAUUGCGGCAGUGGGUUUGCUUCUAAGUGGUGUUCUCGGUCUUGUCAACAAUCUUCUGAGCGGACUUGGCCUUGGUGGUCUUGUUCGUGGUCUUCUCGGUGGUCUUGGAAUCGAUAACCUGAUGAACAGUCUCGGUUUGGACAAGGUGGGCAUUGGAAAUUGA
This is a messenger RNA of Penicillium canescens, 3591 nucleotides long. RefSeq lists its product as uncharacterized. The record is from RefSeq and is a predicted model, not a curated record. Lineage: Eukaryota; Fungi; Ascomycota; Eurotiomycetes; Eurotiales; Aspergillaceae. Gene Ontology annotation, molecular function: nucleic acid binding. The transcript has 5 exons. Bases 1 to 3591 code for a protein of 1196 amino acids.